This is a messenger RNA of Funneliformis geosporum, 235 nucleotides long. The record is from the annotation of a GenBank genome assembly. Lineage: Eukaryota; Fungi; Glomeromycota; Glomeromycetes; Glomerales; Glomeraceae.
UAAGAAUGAAAGUAACGUUUUAUGGUCUUCGUGUUUCGUUGGAAAAUCUUAAAGUAAGAUUAAGGGAAUAUAAUGUGAUUGCAGGCAAACAAAUAUCAAUGACAUCAGAAGCGCAACACAAUGAAUGUACAACAGAUAUAAAUUUUGCUAUGCCGGAAGAUUGUGUUGAUAAAUUGAAUUGGUCACAUGAAAGAUUUAAUAUCGCGGUUUUUCAUAAGCUUAAGAUCAAAGUUAG